AAUGACUUGUUGAGCGACGAGAAAUUCUUUUUUUGUUUUCCUUUUAUUUUUCGUUUAAUUUGUAUAUUUAAGUUCGUUUUACAUUUAUUUUUACGCAAUGUUCAAGCAGAAAAACAAAGCCCUGCCAAGCAUGACCAAUAAAACCAGGAAUCACUGUGAAAUAUGUGAACAAACUAUAGUAGGUGGGCCGCGUAACUUCAAGGCACAUUUAUUUAAACACGGUGUUAUUAAACCCCGGUUCGAGUGUAAGCACUGCCCUAGCCAGUUCUUCCGUUCUGACAAAUUUAAACGCCAUAUGAAAUCACAUGAUAGGAAUCACUGUGAAAUAUGUGAUAAAACUGUAAUAGGUAGCACAUAUAAGUUUAACUCACAUUUAUAUAAACACGGUGUUGUUAAAUCUCGGUUCGAGUGUAAAUACUGUUCUAAGCAGUUCUUCAGAUCUGAUACAUUUGAACGCCACAAGAAAUCGCAUGAGGGGUCCCAAAAAAAAUUUAUCUGCGAUUAUUGUGGUCGAAGUUUUGUUGAUAAACGAAAUCUAAUUUACCACUUCAAAGUCCACGAUGACUCGUUCCACGGCCGGCAAGAUAUUCAGUUUAAAUGUGACGCCUGCGGCGUUUUUUAUUGUGAGAACAGGCUGCUACAACAUCAUAUAAGAAGAAAGCAUUUCAAUUUACAAGUCAAAGAAGUACUGUACCAUAAAAAGAACUUAAACGAGACAUGGGUCGAAGCUGUAAAUGACUCUAAAAACUAUGUGAAGAUGACUAAAGUUAAUAACAAUGUGAUUACUAUUAAAAAAUGUGUGAAAGAAGAGCAUUUACUUAACAAAGUGCAAACUCAUGAUUUAACACCAUUAUUGUAUUCCGGCCGGCAAUAUGAUAAAGGAAAAUGUGAUUAUUGCAAUAAAGAGAUGUUAAAGAAAAGCCUGCGGCUGCAUAUACAAGAGAAACAUUUAAAUGUCCGUAAAUUUAAUUGUGAGACGUGCAAGAGGUCUUUUAAGCGACAUUAUCAGCUGGUGGAUCACGAAUGUGGAAAAAUUAGGAGGCGGAAGAGGAGAAACAAAGACACGGGGAAUAAAGAUUGAGAAAAGUGACCUUCAUCCAUCUAUUAUAAGGACCAAAACAUAUAGUUGAAUUCAAUGUAUAUUUUAAAAAUUUGGCAUUCUUGGUCUAAAAAGGAAUGACACCAGUGCCACCUGCCACCCCAGGCCAUGGCUUUUGGCCCUAGGGUGAAUAUGUCCCUGGUUCAAGCAGGCGUGGCUCACUCCGCGAUUUCGUCGCUUUGCUACAGGUAGCUAAAAGUACAUCCGUUCCACACCAAUUUUGGGGAAAGCCAUAAGCCGCGCGUGGCGCUGUCGCCACCUAGCGGCCGUAUCUGUGCUGAUCGUAACAGACGCGUUUUGUUAGAGAGUGAGUCUUCUCUACCUAGUACAGUCACCUGCAAUAAUAUGUUACACAACGAAGGCAGCAAAAAUAUCUGACACGAUCUUAUUUGUAGAGUCAUAACAGCGUGUCACAUAUUUUUGCGGCCUUCAAAGAGUAACAUAUUAUUGCAGGUGACUGUACUAUUAUUUAUUCUGUGGUUCAAGCUACAUUUGGUAUGGUUUUAACACUUUCAGUGCCAAGAACCCGAUAGUCAGAAUUGGGAUGGUUGUAAUUGGGGCUCUUGGCACUGAAAGUGUUAAACCAUGUAGACCUCAUCAAUGUUUGAUGUCAGACCAUCUUAAGGAUGUCUUGCCAUGCAUGUAUUUAAAAUCGGUGGUAACUGGAUCCAAUAGAUUUGUCAUGUAUAGUUAUUAAAGAAAAGGUAAAUGCUUGCCUACACUGUACAUUCGCCAUCAGAUAUAAUGGAGCAGCCGAGGUACUCAAAAAUAUCUGAAUACGCACCCUAGCGCCUAGACAACAGAGGUGAGUUCAGUUCUUUUUGAGCACCUUGACCGCUCCGAUAUAUCUGAUGGAGACUAUACAUGCAUUUUAUAUAUCGUCGGGUGACAAGCAAAAGUCACUAACUAACACGAUUGAAAUGAUUGGACAAUAAACCGUGUUACAAGUGUAAUAAAGUGCAUUAUUACUUUAAUUUUUUGAUAGUACUUAGUGACUUUUGCUUGUCACCCGACGAUAUGGCCAUUGUUAAAAAGGAUUAGGAACAAUUUUCUUGAAUUUAUCAUUGUUUAUGUUUAUCAUUGUUGUUGUUACUUCUAUUGAAGAACAGAUGUUGUGUUAUAAUACAAUUUCAUAUCUUUAUAAAGAAGCAUAGCAUGUGAAAACAUAAAACGUAGAAGUGUUAAUUUUUAGUUUAUAUUAUAUUACGCCAAUAAAAAUAAAAAUUUACAGUAUACAUAGAAGUAAUGCAUGUUUAGAUCAAGUCUUCCAAGUUUUAUGUUGGACUAUAUGUGACGUUACCUAUGAAAAGGGACCUUAUUCUAGAUGGCACUUACGCCAUUAUUAACGAAGCUCCAAUAUGAAUACAAUGCACUUUAAUAAUUUAGGAUUGGUAAUUAUUUCAUUAUACCAGGCGUGGCUCACUCCGCGAUUUCGUCGCUUUGCUACAGGUGGCUAAAAGUACAUCCGUCCGACCCCAAUUUUGGGGUUUGCCAUAAGUCGCGCGUGGCGCUGUUUCCACCUAGCGGCCAUAUCUGUGCUGAUCGUGACAGACGCGUUUUGUUAGAGAGUGAGUCUUCUGUACCUAGUACUAUUAUUUAUUCUGUGAUUAUACUCAAGUCAAAUGAGCCACCAUGGUACCAUUGAUGCAUAUGACAUUUCUUAUGUACAAACAAUUUUACAAUAUAACUUUGGCAUAGUUACAGUGAACCAGUAUGAACAUAUGUUUAAACCAAGUAAUUUAGAUCACUUUAUUUGUGAUUUAGUGCAAACAAUACCUCUCCCUUUCUAAGGAAAGAGAUGCAACAUGAAUACUAUGCACAAAAAAGGUAUUUAAAUUAAAUUUGUCAGCUUUUAAACUACAUCAGUACAUCACAUGUGUAUGUAGAGGUAGUUAAAAAUGAAAAUUAUGUCAAUUAGUACUUUUAGUUUAAUUUUAAGUGCCUUGGACUCUGCAUAUAUUUUUACAAGGAGGGGUAGAAUAUUUACAUUAUAUUAUAUUGUAUAAUAUAUUUUAUAUUAUUAUAGGUACCGAUAUCAUGCUUGACAACACAAUUAGUGCCUUAAUCUGUAGGUAACUGCAUAUCAUGUCAUGGAUGUAUACAUUUUAGUUUUGACUACAUAUAGGUAGAUAAGUAGAUAUAUUAAGUUUUAUCCAGCGAAAUGCUAUACAUGGAAGUAUUCUGUCCGCUCAAUUAUGACCCAACGCAAACUACCCCGCGAUAGGCGGUACUUACAAACUGCUCGAUUGGCAAUCUCAGUACGACCGAGAUGACAGUCAGUGACAAAUGGCUAAAUUGAUUUAUAAAAACAACGUUUUUUUGUAAUUAAAAAUAUAUUCAUGUGUCGUGAAGUGGUGCAGAAGUUAUUUUAGUUCAUACCAAGGACAGUGGAAUCACUUUUCACUUGUAUAAACAGAUAACUUCAGUAGAAUUUGGAAAAAUCAUGACGAUUUGUUUUCAAUACUAUCGUGCUAAGCUAAAACGUAACAACUGCAUACGACUUUCAUAACAACAUACGACUUUUUAAAUUGCGAGGAUAAUAGGGAUGGGGUUAUGCUAAAUGAAGUAGACUAUUUUAUUAACUUGUGUUUGGUUUAGGUAUUUUCUAUAUAAUUAUAAAUGUAGUAAUAAAUUCCUUCUUACAGAUUUGUAUUUUCCUUUUUUAUUUCAUGAGAUGGAGCUAUAAAAAAACUACCUAGUUAUUUCAAAUUAAUAUUCAAAUUUGGUAUUGUCAUUUUACAUUACUUUCCAUUCAGAUUCCCACAAGAUGCUAUUCGCAGAGAACUAUGGAAAAAAGCUGUCCAAUUAGAGAGACAUGAAAUUGAGUGGAUGCCUGGCAAGAUAUCUAGAAUAUGUUCUAUUCAUGAGAUAUAACCCGUGAGAUAAUCAUACCCGGUCUCCUAUUUGUAGAUACAUUUUUCCUAUCAUGCUUUCACUGAAUUAAUUUAACAAAUACACACAUUAUCUGAAAAUGUUGAUCAUUUGAAUCCACCCUCUACUGUCACAUUUAUGUAGGUUCUCUCUCAAGCCAUUUCCGUCAGUAGAAAAGAGCGGCAAACAUAUUAACUCACAUUAUAGACGGGUCUAACGCGAAUUAUAUUCAAUUACCUUGAUUUACCGACGUAAAUCAGUUUCGUUUCGUAUAAUGUGAGUUAAUAUGUGUUCAAAACGCGAAAGUUUAAAAUAUUAUAAGAGCGGCAAAUUUAGAAAAUGUAAGCGCGCGAACGGCUGUGGUCCUAUACAAAAUUUUAAUUUUGCACCUUUUUCUACUGACAAACUUGCUUGACCGGCUAUAUAGGUACAUAUAAAAUAUUCUGAACUGAAAGUGGGGAUUUAUUGUGACUCCGCCUGUUCAAAUAUUUUUGACCCGAUUCGUGUACCCAUGUAAAUUUUGCAGACUGUAUAGCCAGUCCUAUUUCUAAGAUCAAGUUCGCCAUACAUUUACUAUGACGUACUUGAUCUUAGAAAAACAGACAGACUAUACCUGAACGUGACUUCGCACUGCCAUGCAGAUUGAUAAUAAAAUAUACAAAAUACUUAUUAUAGCGGAAUACAUUUAUACAACAAUGAUAUAUUUACUUAUGUUGAGUUAGUCUGUCAUGUCAUAACAACAUUUUAACUAGUUAUCUUUUAAUCUGCAUUAAAUUAUUAUACGUGAAUUAUUUGACUGGUUCUUCACUGUAUGGCAUAAAUCUAUCCCUGUCCAAGUCAUAUUCUAAUCAAAUAUGAACCGCGAACUCUCAGCGGCCAGUACGUACAGCAAGAAGGUUAUUAGCGGAUUAAUGUCGCUGAUUGGUAGUUAUUGACAUUAUAUGCAUUUCAUCUACACUUAGCUAUGUACCAUUAGUGUAAUAAAGAUGACUAUUAUUUCGUUUACCAGCUUUGAUUACAGGCUCUGUAAACGCGUCGUCUUAUUUGAAUGUAGGCGUAAUUGUGUAUGUGUGCUAAUUUGGCCCGAGAAUUUGAACGGUAAUGUUCCUAAAGGCGGUAUCCUUAGUUAUAUAUGAUCGCAGAGUUUUAUCACAUAGACUACUUGAGAAAGAAAUAUGUCUGUGAGUUUCAGUAGCGUUGUGAAUAAUUGAAUAUUUAAGUUUAUGUUUAUUCAUUCUUAUAAAUGCAUGGUAACUUCACAGUAAUAAACAACAGUUUUAGGGUUAUGCUAUAUUUCAAUUAAAGAUAUAGAACUUUUUGGUUUAUGUUUUAUUAUAGAAAUGUUGCAUGUUUGAUACAGAAAUCAAAUACAAUAUCCUCCCAAUGAUUGUAUUAUUUGUAUUGAUAUAAAAUUGUGUAUUGUAUAGUCUGACUAACCAGUUUUAUCAGUAGAAAGACGUAAAAAUAAAAUUUCCCAUUGGUGAACUAUUCUACGCGCCUAAUUUUUUCAAAUUUGCCCCCUAUUAUUACUGACAGAAAUGGUUUGUCAGACUAUCCUCCUAAGGCCCAGCCAUACAAAUGAAAAAUGCAAAAUUUGAACCUACACUGUAGCGAAUAGAGUUGAUUUUGCGUUGUUCAAAAACUGAACUAAACACAGCAAAAGCAACUCUGUUCCAAUCGAAUAUGAUUUAAAUUUCAUUGAACUGAAUAAGUACUAUAGGUAGGACCUUGGGCCUUAGGAGGCUAUACUUAGAUUAUUCUUGGGGGAAAACAACAAAAGUAUGGGAAAAUUACAAAGUACACUUGUUAUGUAAAAUUUUCGUCGUUCAAAUCACGGUAAAGUUCUUUUAAAAGUAUUUGCUUGCACAUCGGUGGAUUGGGUGUGGUACUCUGACCUCUAUCUAAUGGUUGUUCAUAGUUAUAGUUAUUGUAUACUAAUAAAUCAUUUUUAUUGAA
Molecule: messenger RNA, 5926 nt
Organism: Cydia fagiglandana
Lineage: Eukaryota; Metazoa; Arthropoda; Insecta; Lepidoptera; Tortricidae
Product: zinc finger imprinted 3-like
Exons: 1
Coding region: 98-1081 (327 amino acids)
Biological process (GO): regulation of transcription by RNA polymerase II
Cellular component (GO): chromosome
Molecular function (GO): chromatin insulator sequence binding
Source: RefSeq, a predicted model, not a curated record